Molecule: messenger RNA, 1789 nt
Organism: Carcharodon carcharias (great white shark)
Lineage: Eukaryota; Metazoa; Chordata; Chondrichthyes; Lamniformes; Lamnidae
Gene: psph
Product: phosphoserine phosphatase
Exons: 7
Coding region: 291-968 (225 amino acids)
Biological process (GO): L-serine biosynthetic process; dephosphorylation
Cellular component (GO): cytoplasm
Molecular function (GO): L-phosphoserine phosphatase activity; magnesium ion binding
Source: RefSeq, a predicted model, not a curated record
UCGCAUCUUGUGAUUUACCCUUGGGGUUUUAAAGUUAAGCGACGUGUCGUGUUUCUGUUUUAUACAAAGAAUAAACCACUUUAAGUCUUCGAACAGCCCGGAAGGAAAUCUAUGCGGUCUUUAUAUUGUAUAAAACCAAGUCCUUUGACCAACACCUUUUAAGCGUUUGUUUUUGUGGCCACAUUGAAAGGAGUGAAAUUAAGAUUUGUCGGCGUUUGAAUGAUACACUGUGAAUUAAGCUGCCUCCUGCGCUGCAAGUCUGCACAGCCCGGAGGAAUUUGCAAAGCAAUAUGUCUACACGUGCUGAAACAAAAGCAGUUCUUCGCAGUGCUGAUGCUGUGUGCUUUGAUGUGGACAGCACAGUGAUAAAAGAAGAAGGAAUUGAUGAACUAGCGAAGUUCUGUGGAGUCGGUGAUGAUGUUGCCGAAAUGACUCGAAAUGCAAUGGGAGGGGCAGUCCCAUUUAAGAAGGCUUUAACAGAACGUCUAGCUUUAAUACGACCUUCACGAGAACAAGUGAACAAAUUAAUAACUGACCAUCCUCCUUAUUUGACAGAGGACAUCAAGGAUCUGAUUGAUCGUCUUCAAAAGCGUGGUGUGCAAGUCUUCCUGAUAUCGGGUGGAUUCAAGAGCAUAGUAGAACAUGUAGCAGCAAGAAUAAAUGUUCCCUUAUCCAAUGUUUAUGCAAACAAGCUGAAGUUUUACUUCAAUGGUGAUUAUGCUGGUUUCGAUGAAACCCAACCAACAGCAGAAUCUGGUGGGAAAGGCCGGAUCAUAAGUCUUCUAAAAGAAGAAAGAGGCUUUGAGAAGGUUGUUAUGAUUGGAGAUGGAGCCACGGAUUUGGAGGCAUGCCCUCCUGCAGAUGCAUUUAUCGGAUUUGGUGGGAAUAUUGUCCGUCAGCAAGUAAAAGAGAAAGCCAAGUGGUUUGUCACAAGCUUUAAAGAAAUUAUUGAAGAACUGGAAAAUUAGCCUCUGGCUUCUACGCAGUCUCCAGCUGGAAAGAAGGUAUGGCUGGGUUCAAGGUUACCAUGAGCUCAAUUGCCAGUGUCACAAGAUGGGUCUCAGAUUGUGUGUUCUCUACUGAUUGUAGGAAGACUUCAACUUAAUGCCUGGCAGUGCAACUAUAGAAGUUUCUCGUAUGGCUAAAAAAAAUUGAGGCCUGCUCAGUGUUGAAACGAAAACUCACGGUUGUUAUGAUGUCAAGGAAACCUUGCUUUUUUAUGUAUUGCACUUUUGGAUUCCCCUCCUUUCCAUAUUGCACAUCCAACUUGAGCAGGUAGGCAGGUCCCCAGGCUAUAUUCAAUGUUACCUUAGGAGAAACAUAAGAAAAAGCUUUGACUGCCCUCCUCAUGUCCUUUCUGAUCAUUCUUGGGAACCCAGUAAGCUUGGUCUCUCUUUUUCAUCCUCCCUCCCCUUUUACCUAAGCUGUGCUGAAACAAGAGCCCACCCUGUGAGGGUCUUCCUUAUUGAUUUAUGUACUGUAAAAUAUAUAAGAAUGAUGUUUUAUCUGAAAUAUUUAAGUAUAUUGAAACAUAACAUUGCUAAGUUGAGUAUUGAUAACUGCUUUUUAUUAAUUUAAUUGAAAUUUUGCCUGAGACUUAUUAUGGAGCACUAUCCUUUUGCCCUGGGGGCCUUUGCUUGAAUGAAUCCAAGAAAAUUGGGUCAAGACAAAUUAUUACAAGAAUUGUAAUUGUUAAUAAAAAAAUUCAUAAUGGAUAAUCAGUUGGCAUGAACUUAAGCAGAAUUGUCCCUUUAUUGGCAUAGAAAAAAUAAAUUUAAUAAUUAAUUUA